UCACGCAGUAUGGUGGCUCGGGGCCGGAGGAGCUGAGGGGCCGGUCGUAUCGGGAAUCCGUGUCCAUCUUGCUCGGGAGCUGCGGCGACGGUCUUGCCUGUCUCGCUAGUAUCGACCGGCGAGACCAAAGCCGCGAUGGCAACCGAAACCGCAGGACUGUGAGGCAUCAGAACGAGAGCCAGCAGGCCGGGCAGAGCAACAGAACCGGGUCGCGGAGGAGCCGAGCUGCCGCCAUGGAGUUGAGGGUUGGGAACCGGUACCGGCUGGGCCGCAAGAUCGGGAGCGGCUCCUUCGGGGAUAUCUACCUUGGAACUGAUAUUGCUGCUGGAGAGGAGGUUGCAAUAAAGUUGGAAUGUGUGAAAACCAAACAUCCUCAGCUCCACAUCGAGAGUAAAAUCUACAAAAUGAUGCAGGGUGGAGUGGGUAUUCCCACAAUUAAGUGGUGUGGAGCUGAAGGGGACUACAACGUUAUGGUGAUGGAGUUGUUGGGACCGAGUCUUGAAGAUCUCUUCAAUUUUUGUUCAAGGAAAUUUAGUCUCAAGACAGUCCUUUUACUUGCUGACCAAAUGAUUAGUCGAAUUGAGUAUAUUCACUCUAAGAACUUCAUCCACCGAGACGUGAAGCCAGAUAACUUCUUAAUGGGCCUGGGGAAGAAAGGCAAUCUUGUCUACAUAAUAGACUUUGGACUAGCAAAGAAGUAUCGAGAUGCUCGAACUCAUCAACAUAUUCCAUAUCGUGAAAAUAAAAACUUAACAGGAACUGCCCGUUACGCAUCUAUCAACACUCAUCUCGGAAUUGAGCAAUCUCGCAGAGAUGACUUGGAAUCCUUGGGCUAUGUACUGAUGUAUUUUAACCUGGGCUCCCUCCCCUGGCAGGGACUGAAAGCAGCAACAAAGAGGCAGAAAUACGAACGUAUCAGUGAAAAGAAAAUGUCUACACCCAUUGAGGUUUUGUGUAAAGGAUAUCCUUCUGAAUUUGCCACGUACUUGAAUUUCUGCCGUUCUUUGCGUUUUGAUGACAAGCCAGACUAUUCCUAUCUAAGGCAAUUAUUCAGAAACCUCUUUCAUCGGCAAGGAUUCUCCUAUGACUAUGUAUUUGACUGGAACAUGUUGAAAUUUGGUGCAAGCAGAGCGGCUGAAGAUGCUGAACGUGAAAGGCGAGAACGAGAGGAAAGAUUAAGACAUACACGAAAUCCAGCUGUACGUGGAUUACCCUCCACUGCUUCUGGCAGGCUAAGAGGAACGCAAGAUGUAGCUCCUCCUACUCCCCUUACCCCAACUUCACAUGCUGCCAACACCUCUCCUCGGCCAGUAUCCGGUAUGGAACGAGAAAGGAAAGUGAGUAUGAGAUUACAUCGUGGUGCCCCAGUCAAUAUCUCCUCGUCUGAUUUAACAGGCCGACAAGAUACCUCUCGCAUGUCAACUUCGCAGUGAAGAAGCAGAGUAAGAGACAGCAGUGAAUCGUGUUUCCAAAUUAACAGAGCAGAGAAUAUUGGUGCAGAAGAGGCAAGAAGCAUUUGGUGAUGAAUGGAAGGUCCGAUAGUGAAGAAAUGUUGUAGUGAAGUGCUCUUAAUUCAGGGCCAAUAAGAGGCCACAUACACGGAUGAUGGAUACAUUGCAGAAGGCUCAUUUGAGGAGAAUGGCAGGAGGAUAAAUGAUAGUGAUUUGUAGUCAUCACUGAAAUCAUCCUUACUGCUCACAGUGACUUAGCAAAGAAAUUUUAAGAAUCUUUCUUCUUAAGACUGACAAUUUUAAAUAUGUUUCUAACUAUAUGCUAUAGCUGAAACAUUCCUUCCUUACCACACUGACAGUCUUGUCCCAAACGGUGUGUGGCUUGGCUUUGUACAGUUUAUUUUCAGUCUUAUAAAAUGGAAAUCAGCCAAUCUGUAGACAUUCUGCAUCAUUUCUGGGGAAGCAGUGUGUUAGGGGACUGUUGCAGUGACCUAGGGAUUUUUCCAUCUUGCCUCACUGCUGUGCAGGAGUUCUUAACUGCAUCAUUUUGCCAAGGACUCAUUAUUCCUCAUUGACAGAGCACGUUGACAGAAAUAACUCGGUUCCUUUUGGCUUCAUCAUUUAAUUGGCAGAGGUAAUUACUUUCGGAUAGUACAUAUUCUUACCUAUGAAAUCUUACUGCUAGAAAGUGUUUUAGAUGGGGGCCAGGUGGAUAUCUCUAAUGAAGACUGAGAGUAACUGGGUUGGAGAAACAAUUCCAUUGUGAUAAAAGCAAAGUAGGAUUUUGGGGGUGGGUGGGGUUUGUUGAAUGAGUUGUUUCACCACGUAGCUGCACAUAUACUUCUGCUUGCACAAGGGAUGAACAGUUCAGGGGCAGAAAUGACUGGGCAAGAAUAGGAGAUAGGCGAGGUUUUCUGUACUGGCUUUGGGUACAAGUUUCGCCAUCUUAAAUUGUUCACUGAGCUACUAUUCUUGCCACCAGAAAUUUUCAUGUUGAAAUAUUUUUAAGUAGUAUGAAAACAAAAAGGGUAGAAUUAUGCAUAGUUAUGGAUCUUGUAAAUUUGCAUAAAUACCUGUUAGAAGAAUGUAAAGAAGGUGCAACUGGACUGUUCGCAGCAAUAUCCAGUUAACGGACAGCAGAGAAUGGGCACAAAUUGAAAUACGGGACGUUCAAUUUAGGCAUACAAAUAAACCUCUUUUACUAUGAAUGUGGGCAAGGACUGUAACAGGUUGCUCAAAGGGGUUGUAGAGUCUCCCUUUUCCAAAUUACUUUGAGCCCAAUUGGACAUUGUCCUGAGUGGCCUGCUCUAGUUGACUGUGCUUUGGGUAGUGGGAUUGGGCUACAUGAUUUCCAGGGCUCCUUUUUGGCCUUGGAUAUUCUGUGAGGCUGUGAUGCAGACUUCUCCCUGAACAUUUACUUUAUGUAAAGAUAGUUUCUUUGAAAUGUGUAUAUGCCAGGUUUUCGGCAUUCUGAGCAAAUCUCAGAAGCUUUGUUAACAGUCAGAUAAAUAAGUAAUAGCAGUAACAGACAGAAAUGCAGUGAUGCCACUUGAUUGUUUUGGGUGAAAGUACAUCAUUAAUGUUUUUACUGUGUUCAUGACAUGUUACCCAGUGUGCAGGUGACACUAUUGUAAACAUUUCAAGAUAUGAGUAAUACAACUGGGCUUGUAGGUACAUUUUGGUUCUGCCUAGCUUGUAAAAUGUGAAUACUGUGAGGGUGUGUGAGUGGUUUUCUGAGUGGUCUUUAAACAUCCAGAGGUAUCAUUUGCGAUACGGGCCAACAGUACGUUCUGGCCUAAUGACGCAUUCCCUACCUGCUCUUUUCAGCACUCUGAGCACUUUCUGCUUCAAAUAUAGGAUCACUUGGUUGACUUCUUUACAGUCUCAACAGCGGCCUAAUUGGGAUCUUCUCUUGAGUUUGUUAGAACUAAUAAUUCAUUGACUGCUGUGUUCAUUUAGUUCUUAAGACAGUGCACCAGUGCUGGUAUUUACUCACGGUGACCGAAUAACAAUGUGUGACUGUAGUAUAGUUUGAACAGGUUCCUGUGGGCCUGUUGAAAUUGGAAGGCAAGAGAGAUUUGCAAGGGGAAUGGGUUGGAAUGGAAGGGACCUUAAAGAUCACCUCAUUCUGACUUCCCUGCUGUGGGCAGAGAACUUUCCAGUAGGCCAGGUUACUCAGAACCCCAUUCAGCCUGGCCUUGAACAUCUCCGGGGAUGGAGAGUCCACGACGUCUCUGGGCAACCUGUUCUAAUGCCUCACUGCCCUUAAAGAAUUUCUUCCUAAUAAACAAAUCUACCCUCCUUCAGGUUAAGGCCAUUCACCCUUGUCCUGUCACUAUAUGGACUUUUUAAAGAGUGGCCAUGUGAACAGCUGCUCUUCAGCCUUCUUGUAAGCCCCCUUUAGGUACUGCAAGGCUACUCUCAGUUCGCCCCAAAGUCUUAUCUUCUCCAGGUUGAACAGCCCCAACUCUCUCAGCCUGUUUUUGUAGGAGAGGUGCUCCAGCUUCAACUUAGUGGCUCUCCUCUGGACUCAUUCUAACACUGUCAGUGUUCUUGUGUUGGGGGCCCCAGACCUGGACAUAGUACUCUAGGUGGUGUCUCAAAACAGCAGAAUAGAGGGUAAGAAUCCCCUCUCUUGAGUUGCUGGUCACUUUUCUUUUGAUGCACUCCAGGACACAGUUGGCUUUAUGGGCUGCAGGUGCACAUUGUUGAGUCAUGUUGAGCUUCUAAUCCAUGAACACCCCCAAGUCUUUCUCCCCAGAGCUAGUUUUGAUUCAUUCUUCACCUAGACUUUACUUGGGCUUGAAGUUGACCUGACCCACAGGCUGGACCUUGCACUUGACCUUGUUGAACUACAUGAGGCUCCCAGAGACCCACUUCUCAGGCCUGUUCAGGUCUCUGGAUGGCAUCCCUUUCCCUCCAGCAUGUUGACUACACCACACAGCUUGUUGUUGUUAGCAAAUUUGCUGGGGAUACGCUCGUUUCCACUGUCCAUGUUGCUGACAAAGAUGUUGAACAGCAUCGAUACUGAGGAACAAGCGCCACUCAUCACUGCUUUCUACUUGGACAUUGACUCACUGACCACAAUUCUUUGAGUGCAGCUAUGCGGCCAAUUCCUUAUCCACCGAGUGGUCCAUGUGUCAAAUCUGUGUCUCUCCAGUUUAGAGACAAGGAUAUCAUGUGAAACAAUGUCCAGUACUUUGCACAAGUCCAGAUGGGUGACAUCUGUGGCUCUUCCCUCGUCCACCGCUGCUUAGCCCCUCUGUAGACAGUCGCCAGAUUUGUCAGGCACAAUUUACCUUUAGUGAAGCUUUGUUGUCUGACACCAAUCACCUUAUUCUCCAUGUGCCUUAACGGAUAAGAGGAUGUGUUACAUGAUUUUGCCAGGCACUGAGGUGAGACUGGCCUGUAGUUCUCUGUGUCAUAUUUCCCUCCAUAAAACUAGAGGUUAUGGUUUCCCCUUUUCCAGUCAGAGGGACCUACAGUGGACUGCCAUGACGUCUCAAAUAUGAUGGAUAAUGGUGUAGCCAUUUACUCAGCCCAUUCCCUCAGAACCCAUGAAUAUAUGUCAUCAGGUCCCACAGACUCGUGCACUUUCAGGUUCUUUAAACAGUCCCAAACCCAGUCUUCCACAGUGGAUGGUUAUUUUUCCCAAACUCUGCCUUCACCUUCUGCAACUUGGAUGGUGUGGCUGAAACGCUUUAUUCAGACUUCAGCUUAUAAUGCUUCCACUUGAGCCUGUUAGAGAAAAUUCACUCUUCAUUUACCCAGUUCUCUCUCACUCUUCACCAGGCAAGAUGGUGCAAGUUGCAAAUGUUGAUAGCUUGUGCUCUUUACAGUCUUCAUAAUACUAAAGUAGCUCUUCCGUAAUCAGAAUUUAUCCUUAGAUGUUAGCCAGGUUAACAGUUACAGCCAUGAGUUUCCAAUUAUCUUUAUACCUUGUUCUUAGGAAAACCUAAAGUGUUCGAGUUACGUGGUGAAGUCAUUAAAGAGAAUUUUGGCUGGAGAGAUGUAAGAAUAGAGUAAUCCGUGUCACUUCUUAUCAAGAGAACCAUAAAGAAUAGCAACUAUUUGUCCAUGUCCAUUCCAAGUGUGCUAGUUUCCUUAGUAAGUCUUAAGUAAAUGUACUACCACAGAUCCUUUCUCAGGAAGUUCUUAAGCCAUGCUUCUGGUAGAAAGCAAGUUUUAGCAUUUGCCAUGCACGUCUGUUAACUACUAUAUUUGUUAGAGUUCUUGUUUAUAACUUGGUAAGUUUGGUUUUUUAUUUAAUUUACUUUAUGCCUUGGUUUGGUAAGGCAGUGGUGCAUCUGUAAUCUCCACCUCUAUUCAUCUAGAGUGAAGGUUGCUGCUUGUAAAAUUCUGGACAGUGAAAUGCACAGGGGUUACUCAAACAAGGAAAGCUACUUGCCUCUAAGCACAGUUCUUAAAGGUGACUACUCCACGUGUUUAUCUUUUGCAAACUGAAUUCUGAUGAGGUCAGACUGAAACUGUAAAACUAAGGCUGUGAAUGCAAGUACUAGCAACCAAAGUUCUCUUAUGAAAACCAGGCGUUCUCAGAGAAAUUUAAUGCUCAUAGAAAAAUGGCAAUUGGUAAGCAUAGCAAAAUAGGUGUCAUUUAUUCUCCACAUCCAAGAUAGUGUCCACAUAGUGCCUAAGUCAUUAUCAUUAAAAAGACAUGCAGUUUCCAACACUAAGAAACAUGCAUUUAUUGGAGUAACAACUGCCGUGUCUGUGAAAUUUAAAUGUUUCUAAUGAAAUUAUGUGAAUUCUAUGGCGCAUGUCAUUCAGUACUUUUCUGGAUUAUAUGAAGUGGAUACAACAGCAAAAAAGCCUGCAAGUUGUGGGUUCACAGAUAAGGGAGCUGAGAGGUUGAGUGCAGUCUAUUCAAAUGUGUGUUCCUGCAGUACUCCAAAGUCUGGUUAGGAUGAAGGAGUGGAGGCCUUUUUCUGGUAUGGGGGAACUGUAUCUGUGGUAAGUAAUGCCUGAGGAGGCAGGUGUACUGUUGGAGAGGUUAGUGAGGUUUUGUAAUCAAAGAGCACAAUUUCCUCCUUGAAUCUAUGUAUGAUACAGUAAUGAACAGAAGUGUAGAUGUUAUUUUGCGUCAUUAGUGGGAUGGACUGGGAGAAUAGAUUGUACAGCGUAAGAGUUUCAAAUCAACUUCUUUCAGUUUGUCUGAAAGCUAAGAGAAUGUCUUGAGUGAGUUGGUGUAGUGUUUGAGACACAAUGAUUUUAACAGGAAUUAAUGUUUAAGGAGAAAACAUGUGAAGAACCUAUUGCUUAAAAUUAAAAGCACUCGUAAGUAAAGAAAGGCAAAAUAGAGAUCUAAGUGAAGGUGGUUACCUACUGAAACAACUUCUAAAGUAAGUAGAUCAUCUCUUCUCUCCGCCUUUGCAUCAAUACUCAGUUCAUUUCUAAGUGGUGUGUUGAAGUCUAAACCAACCCUAAAUUAGAGGUCUGUGUGCAGUGAAGGAGUGUGAUCUGAGUUGGAGAGAAAAUCAUAGGAGCUGUUAAAAGAUCCUUCUGCUCUUAAACUCUCUAAGAAUUGCUCCCUAAGUCUCCUUUACACAUAGGUUUUUUUAAACAUUAAGAGACGUAGUAAAGGAGGUAGUAAGUAAGGUAAUGAGCGUUCUAGUGAAAACUACCUUGUAUUGGUUCUGUUGGUCCACAUGCACAGACUGCAUCCUGAAAGCAGUGAUCAUCUCAAGAGUCUAGUUAUGGGUGAGUAGUCUUCAUUUCCUUCAGCAGAAGUUCAGUCUGACUGCUCAUGGUUACACAGUAAUUUGUUUAAUAUUUUUUUCUUGAACGUAACAUGUUCAGUACCCAACGGUCAAAGCUGUGGCAAAUUCCUAUUGGUAAUAUAGAGGUAUUCUCUCUGGAGUUGGAAGGAAAGAUUGAAAUGCUGCACAAAGAAAUACUUGAUUACGUCUCUUUGACAGAAGUUUUUAGAAGACGGUAGCCAACACUGGCAUUGAAUAACUUAAGUGUUGUGCCACACUUCCAGUGCUUCUGCAUUUUCCAUUUCCGCAUCUGCAAAUCUUUCUCCACGUAUCCAUCUUAAUAGGCAUCAUACUCUGCGUUGUUCUUCUGAGCCUGUCAGCUUCCUUUGAGGAGUAAUGAUUUGUUUCUUUUACGUGUCUCUUAAUAUGAUGGAAAUGUCUUAUGGAAGUCUGAAAUCAGAGCUUCUCAAAAGAUAAAGUUGCUACUGCUACUGCAAGUUCAGGUUGGAUUUUUGUUAAGACAUCUUUAUAUAUAUUGGGGCAGUGGAACUGUUACAAAUUGCUGUCUUUUCCC
Molecule: messenger RNA, 7742 nt
Organism: Pseudopodoces humilis (Tibetan ground-tit)
Lineage: Eukaryota; Metazoa; Chordata; Aves; Passeriformes; Paridae
Gene: CSNK1D
Product: casein kinase 1 delta
Biological process (GO): protein phosphorylation
Molecular function (GO): protein kinase activity; ATP binding
Source: RefSeq, a predicted model, not a curated record